UUUUUUUUCGAGUUUGGACGUGGAACGCCUUUCUAAAAUCGCUUGUUUUUUUUCUCCGUUCCGAUACUUGUAUUUUGCCUAAGAACGAAGAUUUUAGCAUAGAUUUAUUAUUAUCAUGCUUGGAAAUUAUUAUUUCGCCAUCGUAGGUCAUUAUGACAACCCUGUGUACGAAAAAGAGUUCAAUCAACAGAUGAAAAUGGACUCUAGUCAAGGGGAAUCGUCAUACAAAAAAGAUGACCAUCGGCACCUUAACCAGUUUAUUGUGCAUGCAGCCCUUGACCUGGUUGAUGAGUCUAUGUGGGGCACUACUGGCAUGUACUUGAAAAGUGUUGACAAGUUCAAUGAAUGGUUUGUGUCUGCAUUUGUCACAGCAGGAGGGAUGAGAUUUAUGAUGCUGCAUGAUGUGAAGAAUGAUGAUGGAAUCAAGAACUUCUUUAGCGAUGUGUAUGAGACGUUUAUAAAGUUGUUACCAGGCUCUCCAGUUUUCCUCCCUCUACAAAAACCAUGCAUUCAAUCCUAAGCUUGAUUCUGUAGUCAGACACAAGUUGUAUGGAGGCUGCCUAAGGUGGUUUGCUAUUUCUUCGACUCGGCCGCGCAUCUGUACUAUUGUAUCUUAUGAGGGUGAUUAGUUUUCAGUUUUGCAUCACAGAUAAAAUGUUUGAUUGCACAAGGAUUGCAUGACCAUAGCUAGAAAAUUGAGCUAAUAGGAUAUCUUUGGCAAUUCCUUUCAUUUUGUAGGACCUAGAAACUAUAUUCUGGAUGUUGUAAAGUUCUGACUGUGCUUGGGAGUGCUCCAACUCUAGAUUGAUCUAGUAUUUUUGUUAUUUCAGGUUUUGAUGAAUCCAUUCUAUGAGA
Nematostella vectensis (starlet sea anemone) is the source of this 855-nucleotide messenger RNA. Its product is annotated as probable trafficking protein particle complex subunit 2. The coding region runs from base 116 to 520 and encodes 134 amino acids. Gene Ontology annotation, cellular component: nucleus; TRAPP complex; cytoplasm. Gene Ontology annotation, biological process: endoplasmic reticulum to Golgi vesicle-mediated transport. The record is from RefSeq and is a predicted model, not a curated record. The transcript has 5 exons. Lineage: Eukaryota; Metazoa; Cnidaria; Anthozoa; Actiniaria; Edwardsiidae.